GCUCAAUUCGAAAUGUAAACGGUAAACGAAACAGAUUCGCACAAUUGUCUUCGAUAGUGAUCGGCUAAACUGAAAGAUAUAUCACUUGUUUUAAUUUAGUGUUCCACAAUAAACCAACAAUGGAUAGACCAAUGACCCUAUCCGAAUACAGCAACUGGCAGCAGAUGAUCUGCGUUGAAAGCGCCAAUUGCGCCCGAGCAUCCGCCCAACUGACGAGACGUGUUGAAAAAGCCGCCACCUUGAAAGAGACCCUCCAGAACAAAAUACAGGAAGGCAAUCGAACAAUAAAUCAGCUUGAUCAGGAAAUCGGCGAGAUGGAGAAAACGAUCAAACCGGUGCAAGACUGCAUAACGGAAGCAGAGACAAAAUUGGCCGCACUUGUGGAGGAAAAUGAACGACUGAAGGCGAGGCUAGCCGAAUUGGAAGCUCCCGUUGAGAAGGUUUCUUGCACUGAAGAUACAUCCGAAGGCCUUCGGGGGAUGUUGGAGAAAGAAUGUGCAAAACUUGCAUUUUUGAAACGGUGCCUCGUCCAAUGUUUAACACCGGAUAAUGUUUGGGAUGCCCUGCCUAGUUUGCUGGCACGUGAUAAACUGAAGGAGGUGGUUAAGGCGGCUACCGGUGAUCUCUCGGUUUGGCACGAACUGCUGAAGGAAGACUGAUGAGAUUUUAUUGGUUUGUGGAGAGUGGAUUUUUUCUGUUGCAUAAACACUUAUUUAUAAGCAGCUCACAGUUUUCUCGAGCAUUAAACUUAGAUUUGUAACCUUGUUAUUAUAAUAUAAAUAAAUCGUACAUAGAA
Toxorhynchites rutilus septentrionalis is the source of this 796-nucleotide messenger RNA. RefSeq lists its product as uncharacterized. The transcript has 3 exons. The record is from RefSeq and is a predicted model, not a curated record. Bases 120 to 659 code for a protein of 179 amino acids. NCBI's taxonomy places the organism in Eukaryota, Metazoa, Arthropoda, Insecta, Diptera, Culicidae.